Molecule: messenger RNA, 2226 nt
Organism: Ananas comosus (pineapple)
Lineage: Eukaryota; Viridiplantae; Streptophyta; Magnoliopsida; Poales; Bromeliaceae
Product: leucine-rich repeat extensin-like protein 3
Exons: 1
Coding region: 231-1820 (529 amino acids)
Molecular function (GO): protein binding
Source: RefSeq, a predicted model, not a curated record
AUCCUUCGUGGGUGGCAACUCCGACAUUUGAAUAAGCCUUGUAGAAUAGUGUGGACAAGUCAUCGUAACCGUCCAUUACAACAUUUAUUUAAAUCACGUUCUUAGCCUUUGAGCUGUGAUGUAGCUGUCCCUCUGUGUUUAUUUCCCCCCGCUCCUUUCCUCCCCCUCUCGUUCUAUUUUACCGGUCCAAUCUGUAUCUGAAUAUUCAAUUCUCGCAUUCUGACGAUGAGAUGAGAAAAAGGAAGGAUAAACCGGCCGCCGCCGCGGGGUUCAUUCUCCGUGCCCCCGCCGUCGCACUCGUGUUCUCCUCGGUUCUUAUUUUCUCUCUCCUUCCUUUUUCCGCGGGGUUUACCAGCUAUGGCCUCACGGACGCUGAGGCCGGAUACAUUCGGCGGCGCCAGCUGCUGUACUACCUCGACGAGAACGGCGACCGCGGCGAGCGGGUCUAUGUUGACCCCUCCUACGAGUUCCCGAACUCGCACCUGCGUGACGCUUACGUGGCGCUGCAGGCGUGGAAACACGCCAUCCUCUCCGACCCCUACAAUUUGACCGCCAACUGGGCCGGCCCGGACGUGUGCAGCUACACCAGGGUGUACUGCGCCCCGUCCCCCGUCGACCCCUACCUCACCGUCGUCGCGGGGAUCGACCUCAACCACGGCGACAUUGCCGGGUACCUCCCCGAGGAGCUUGGCCUCCUUACCGAUCUCGCACUUUUCCACGUCAACUCCAACCGCUUCUGCGGCACCGUCCCGCAUGAAUUUGACAAGCUGCACCUCCUCUACGAGCUCGACCUCAGCAACAACCGCUUCGCGGGGAAGUUCCCCGAAGUGCUCCUCCGCCUCCCGGCGCUCAAAUACCUCGACAUCCGCUACAACGAGUUCGAGGGGGCAGUGCCGAAGGAGCUCUUCGACCGGCCCCUCGACGCGCUGUUCGUGAACAGCAACCGGUUCCAGUUCGAGAUCCCGGACAACAUCGGCAACUCGCCCGUGUCCGUGAUCGUCUUCGCGAACAACCAGUUCGGGGGAUGCCUCCCUGCGAGCAUAGCGAACAUGUCGAAGACCCUGAACGAGAUCAUACUGAUGAACAACGGGCUGAGCUCGUGCAUCCCCCCGGAGCUGGGACUGUUGAAGAGCCUGACGGUGCUCGACGUGAGCUACAACAAGCUGAUGGGGCCGAUACCGGAGUUUCUCGGCACGCUCACGAGUGUGGAGCAGCUCGACGUCGCGCACAACAUGCUCGUCGGUGAUAUACCGGAGGCGAUAUGCCAUCUCCCGCGGCUGAAGAAUUUUACCUACUCGUAUAACUUCUUGACCGGCGAGCCGGCGGUUUGCCUGCAUGUUCCGGCGUACAGCGAUCAGCAGAAUUGUAUUCCGGACCGGCCAGCGCAGCGGUCCGACAGCCAGUGCAGGUUCUUCAACAGCCAUCAUGUCGACUGUGAUGCCUUCAAAUGCAAGAAAUUCAUCCUUCCUUCCCCUCCGCCGCCACCGCCUUCUCCUCCGCCUCCGUCGCCACCUCCGCCUUCUCCGCCGCCACCUUCUCCGCCUCCGCCAUCCCCUCCUCCGCCAUCACCGCCUCCGCCAUCUCCACCUCCACCAUCUCCUCCACCGCCAUCUCCGCCUCCGCCAUCGCCAUCGCCACCGCCACCUUCUCCUCCGCCAUGCGAGUUCCCGCCACCACCGCCGCCCUACUCAGAAGUGUCCCCCGAAGACCGAUACCUAUCACCGCCACCGCCGACCACAUUACCGGUUUACCACUACUUGUCGCCGCCGCCUCCUGCGCACCCCUAUGCCUCACACCCUCCUCCUCCUCCUUACUAUUAAUUCUUUAUUUAAGAAAGGAAAAAACCGUUGCUCAAUCCUCCUCCUACACUCAAUGAGCUCAAAUAGUAAUUGGUGUUGAUCAAGUUUACUUACUUUUAAGUAAUCUUUUCUUAAUUUCUUCAUCGAAUUCUUCGUUGGUUUUGGCCUGUGAUUGUUGGGGGAGGGUUCUCUCAGUUUGUUUUGUGUUACAAUUUACAAUAUUGUAUUUGUGAAUAAAAUGGCCUUGAAUGAUAAAUUACAUAUAAAGAGAGGAAGAGAGAGACUAGAUGCAGGGUAAUGAAUGUAUAGAGCUUGGCAUUUAUCAUGUAGACCAAAUGUGGAAUUAUCUUGUUCAAAUUAUACUUUGUACUCUAUUCAUGGUCUUCUUUUGUUUCCAUUUUCUUAAUAUGAUUAUUUGAAUUCUGAA